GUCUUCUACAUUCUCUACUGACCCUCUCCCUCUCUCUCUCCCUCUCUCUCUCACACUUCUUUUUCACUUUCCCUUCUUCCCUGGUUGGUCCCAUCAGCCUGCAAAUCUAGCAAACUCUUCUGGGUCAUUAUUAAAUCUUCCUCUACCAGCAACUUUCAUUUCCAUCUCUACCUCUUCUUUCUUUCUUCUUCUUUCUUCCUCUGAAGCUUUCUUUUUAUAUAUACAUAUCAUGGCUGUGUUUCUUCAAGACGUAGAAUCUUGGCUUCCUACUGAGUUUCUUUCUGAGAAAGAGCUGCUCAUGGAUAAAGAGAACUUUAACAAUAAUGGGUUGAGCUCUGAGUUCAAGCCUGGCUUCAGUUUUCCUACUGAGUUUCCUUAUGAAUUUGAGUCCUUUGGCUCCUCUGCUUCUCUUAGCUCGCCAGAUGAGUCCGUUGUUGGCUCUAUUGAAACAGAGAGCAUUGACGAGGACGAUUUUCUAGCUGGGUUGACUCGCCGACUCACUCAACAACUCACUGUCAAACCCGAGACGUGGGUCAUAACCGGGUCGCCCGAGUCGACACUUAGUGGAAUCGGAAGCUGGUCGUUCUCGAGCAACGGGAGCCCUAAUGGUGUUCUGUCGCCGCCAACGACGCCUUUCAGGACCAAAAAUGAUACGUGGGAUCUCAUAUACGCGGCCGCCGGGCAAGUCGCUAGGUUGAAGAUGAGCAAUGAAGGCAACAAGUACCAUAACCAUCAAGAGAGGGGGUUACUGGGUCCUGUAAGGAGCCAAAAUCCAGGCACUACCCUUAAAAAUCAGAAUCCUGGGCUCUAUUCGAGCCAGAGCUUUAGCCACUCUGUUUCACAAAUGAAUCAGUACCAUUCUCCAGUGAGACAAGAGCAGCAGCUAAAGCCGCGGUGCCCCUCAGUCUGGGGAAGACAGCAAGUGAAGGUGGAGUGGCAAGCUCAGCCACAAACCCAGCUCCAGCAGCACCAUCCUCAACCUCAGAUCCAGACGCAGUCCCAGUCCCACUACCAGCACCAGCAACAACAGAUCCAGAGCAGAGGCAGAAGUCUAGUUGGCUAUGAAAAUGGGAGGUGCAUGCGUCCUCUGGGUCUACCACAGUCUGCCUGGCCACCUCUUCAAGUUCAAUCAAAUCAAAACGAUCAACCACAGCAGCACUCCAGCACAGGCAUGAGAGCUGUUUUUCUUGGUGGAUCUGGUGUUAAAAGAGAAUGUGCUGGUACUGGUGUUUUCUUACCUCGAAGAUAUGGCAACCCUCCUGACUCCAAGAAGAAGUCAGCUUGCUCAACUGUACUACUCCCAGCAAAGGUGGUUCAUGCUCUAAAUUUGAGUUUUGAGGACAUGAACAUGAACGGCCAAGUCCAGCCACGCAUUAAAUGUUCUUUUGCCUCUGAUUAUGAUGUUUUAAUGGCAAGAAGGAAUGCUCUUUUGGCACAGCAGAAGAGAAAUUUGAGAGCUGAGGGUGUCCUCAACCAUGAAGUAGGCUUGCCUCAAGAGUGGACAUACUGAUCCAAGAAUUAAUCCUUCUCAUGAUAUAUAGUGUUGUUUUUGUUGGACAAAAAGAAAGCAGGUAUAGAGGUAGAAGUAUCAAUUAGGGUUUUUAUGGGAUAUUUGGUUUUUACAUAGGAAAAGGAAUUGAAGAAGGGAAAUAAGAAAUUAAGACAGCUAGGGUUUUUUUUUUUUUGAGGAAAGUUUGCAGUCAGCUUUUUAGAUGAAAAGCAGCGAAAGGAAUGAAGCAAUAGACUAGUAGAAAAGGUAUUUUAUUUUUAUUUUUAUUAUAAUAAAUGGGUUAUGUCUUGAAAUUGAGGUUCUUUUGUAAGGGACAGGGAUGGAUUAGGUCUUGUGUUUUGAUUUUCUAGGCAUAAUCUGUGCUUGUGUUAUUUAUUUAGGGGAAGAUUUUGCUGGGAAAUAGAAGGUUGGGCAUGAGCUUUUUGAGGGAUUCAUCCGCAAACCUUCAAGUCUUGUAAUGUCCCUUUGCAGCUAAAAGAUUCUAUAAUAAGAACAGCUCUUGUUAA
Messenger RNA from Hevea brasiliensis (rubber tree), 2016 nucleotides. RefSeq lists its product as uncharacterized. The record is from RefSeq and is a predicted model, not a curated record. Lineage: Eukaryota; Viridiplantae; Streptophyta; Magnoliopsida; Malpighiales; Euphorbiaceae. The transcript is spliced from 5 exons. Bases 230 to 1510 code for a protein of 426 amino acids.